Myotis brandtii (Brandt's bat) is the source of this 2631-nucleotide messenger RNA. RefSeq names its product aquaporin 4 (gene AQP4). The transcript is spliced from 6 exons. Gene Ontology annotation, biological process: transmembrane transport. NCBI's taxonomy places the organism in Eukaryota, Metazoa, Chordata, Mammalia, Chiroptera, Vespertilionidae. The record is from RefSeq and is a predicted model, not a curated record. Gene Ontology annotation, cellular component: basolateral plasma membrane; plasma membrane. The coding region runs from base 901 to 1878 and encodes 325 amino acids. Gene Ontology annotation, molecular function: water channel activity.
UGGCCAUUGUCUUAUUGAAGAGUAAUUAACUCUCAUAGAAUAAGAGAGCCCUGUAUGGGCCAGUGAUGACUGACUCAUCAGCAAAGGGCUAUGAUGAUUCCAAUUCGAGGCACCUGAGGCCCAUUUAAAGAGCCCCGUUAGGAGAGCGCUGCCGCCCAACCUCAGGCCUGACAGCUCACCAGCACCGUUGGCCGGAGUUGUCUUCAGGCCAAGCAGCCUGAGUGAUGGUGCGGGCUCCACUAAUGAUGUCCUCGGGUUUCUAGACAUUAAACCCCCCUACAGCUCCCAAUGACUCCCCACCCAACUGCUAUCUGUCUUCCUUUGCUACUUCUUCCCCAACAGUUGUUAGUAUAGAACCCAGGUCAGCAUCGCGGAGACGCCCUAGUUCCUACUUUUCUUCCCUGUUAUCCGGCCGGGCUGCCCAGGCUGCCGACAGACCUGCGUUACCUUUUGUGCUUAACAUGCCGCUUCUCAGAUCAAACACUUCACAUAAACGCCAGCGGCUAUUUUGCGGCUCAAAAAAACUAAUGCGCUGCGGCCUCUCAGUUCAUCUCAAGGGCUGGAAGGUGCUAUCCUUGGUCUCAGAGUUGCCCAAUUUCAACUGUAAACACACAACCGACCACUUCUUAGAGGGGGCGGGGGGAGAGCGCAGACAAGGAUUUGGGGGGGUCCUAUGGUCAGAUGGCCAUUAAGGAAGCGCAGCGUCGGCGGGCUGUGUUCCUGAAGGCCCGUGCCCACGGGGACCAGGGAGAGGAAAGCUCUGCCCAGUGCGAAUGGCACUGAGUGAUCGCCACCGGGCAGUCUCCCCCCUGCCCUCCCAGCCCAAUCAGACCAGUCCCGUAAUCUGACUCCGGGCACCGGGAGCGGCGGGCGGGCCGCGCGCACUCGGCGGGGGAAGGCAUGAGCGACAGACCCAGACCCGCGGCCAGGCGGUGGGGCAAGUGCGGGCCUUGGUGCAGAAGACAGAGCGUCAUGGUGGCCUUCCGCGGGGUCUGGACCCAGGCGUUCUGGAAGGCGGUCACGGCCGAGUUCCUGGCGAUGCUCAUCUUCGUGCUGCUCAGCCUGGGCUCCACCAUCAACUGGGGCGGCGCGGAGAAGCCCCUGCCCGUGGACAUGGUCCUCAUCUCCCUCUGCUUUGGCCUCAGCAUCGCCACCAUGGUGCAGUGCUUCGGCCACAUCAGCGGCGGCCACAUCACCCCCGCCGUGACCGUGGCCAUGGUGUGCACCAGGAAGAUGAGCCUCGCCAAGUCUGUCUUCUACAUCGCGGCCCAGUGCCUGGGCGCCAUCCUCGGGGCCGGCAUCCUCUACCUCGUCACCCCGCCCGGUGUGGUGGGCGGCCUGGGGGUCACCACGGUUCACGGGAACCUCACUGCGGGCCACGGUCUCCUGGUGGAGCUGAUCAUUACCUUUCAGUUGGUGUUUACUAUUUUUGCCAGCUGUGACUCCAAACGGACUGAUGUCACUGGCUCCAUCGCUUUAGCAAUUGGAUUUUCUGUUGCCAUUGGACAUUUAUUUGCAAUCAAUUACACUGGUGCCAGCAUGAACCCCGCCCGAUCCUUCGGCCCUGCGGUGAUCAUGGGAAUCUGGGAAAACCACUGGAUAUAUUGGGUUGGACCAAUAAUAGGAGCUGUCCUUGCUGGUGGCCUGUACGAGUAUGUCUUCUGUCCAGAUGUUGAACUCAAACGUCGGUUCAAAGAAGCCUUCAGCAAGGCUGCUCAGCAAACCAAAGGGAGCUACAUGGAGGUGGAGGACAACCGGAGCCAGGUAGAGACCGAUGACUUGAUCCUCAAGCCCGGAGUGGUGCACGUGAUUGACAUGGACCGGGGCGAGGAGAAGAAGGGGAAGGACCCGUCGGGAGAAGUGCUGUCCUCCGUAUGACUAGAGGAUGGCACUGAAAGCAGACGCGAGCCCUUAGAGCUGCCCGCAGAGGUCCUCCCGCCCAUUAAGGAAACAGACUUGUUAUAAAGUAGACGUGUCUCAGGUCACGUUACUCGGUCUAGCUAACAAGUAUUUCAUUAUUUACUAAGGAGGAAUGGAAGAAACCUAUUGUGAAUUCCAAAUCUAAAAAAAGAAAUCUUUUACAAGUAUCCUUCCCUCCCCCCAAAGCAAAUAUACGUGUAGUGUAUCUACUUGCCACUCAUUAAAAGUGCGUAUCAGGAUCUGGUUAAGUCUUGCCGGACAGAAAAUAUAGGCAAACCUAUCUGCUUAUUCCUCCUCGACCAGGAAAUUGGUAUCAUCAAAUCUCAUUUGAGUAUUUGUUCCAUUAAAUCAAGUUUGUCAGUGGCAAAGUACAGUGCGUCACAGAGUCAUGCGCACUCAGAGAGGAAAUCCAGCAGGCGCUUUUCAUGAGCAGUCCCUUCCUCACAAACUACCUCGGCAAAAGGACACAUUAACAAGGGCCAUUGCUAAUGGACUAUUUCCAUUUAUAUUUCAAAUACCAAACUUCAACCCCAAACUCCAAUUCAUAAUAGUCCUUCCUCCUCCUAAUGCCUACGAUAAUGUGAACUAAAACCCAAAAUGGGAAGAACGUUCAGAAACCCUAUACAUGUGUUAGCUCGAAAACAUCCAAAUCAUAAGAGACAUCUAUUGAGAUUCAGGACAAACCGAUUCGUGAGACCUUAUGAGGGUGGG